Botrytis cinerea B05.10 is the source of this 1670-nucleotide messenger RNA. RefSeq lists its product as hypothetical. Gene Ontology annotation, cellular component: mannan polymerase complex. The record is from RefSeq and is a predicted model, not a curated record. Lineage: Eukaryota; Fungi; Ascomycota; Leotiomycetes; Helotiales; Sclerotiniaceae. Bases 52 to 1071 code for a protein of 339 amino acids. Gene Ontology annotation, molecular function: alpha-1,6-mannosyltransferase activity. The transcript has a single exon. Gene Ontology annotation, biological process: protein N-linked glycosylation.
GAAUUUAUCACACAGAAAUCGCUUAGCUGAAUUUGUAUUGAAUCCCGGAACAUGUUUCGCCAAAAAUCUUUUAGAUCUCAUACCUCUGUUUUCUUUGUUGUUGUUUUCUUCCUCUUUAUCUUGAUCUCAGCCAAAUAUGACUACUUUAUCAACAUCGGCUUUAGUGCCCCUUCCGGUAAUUCCGAAAGCUGCAAUAUAGGGCCGAUAUCUACCGAGCCGUCGAGCACCCAAGUAAUCACCUCCACACCCAUAUCAACACCUACAGCUGUAGCCUUCCCCGAGAAGAUAUGGUACAAAGUCGGACCUCAAGGUGUUUCCACCGAGGCUGAAAGCUUUAGAAAUCAUUGCCUCGAGCUAAGUCCAUCAUACGAAUACGAAAUACUUGACGAUGAGAUGGCGAGCGCGUACGUUUACAAAUGGUUUUCGGAUCGGCCAGACAUCAUCACCACCUACUUCUCACUCAAUGUGCCCAUCCUAAGAGCGGAUGUAUUGAGAUAUUUAAUCCUAUGGGCCGAGGGUGGAAUGUGGAUGGAUCUAGAUGUUUCGUGUGACGAAGUACCGAUACAUCGAUGGGUUCUGAAAGAGUAUCGAGAAGCCGCCAAUCUUGUCGUCGGCUUGGAGUUUGACUGGCCAUGGGAGAAUGACAACUUCCUACACGCCCAGUUUACUAGUUGGACGAUAAUGGCAAAGCCCCGCUCUCCCCACAUGAUGCAGGUCAUCGAUGAUAUCUUGGUGGAUAUUGAUGAGGUAGCACGACAACAUAAUGUCUCGAUCGAUGGUAUACAAAUGUCCAUGAUUCCUCAGGUGGUAGACCUCACGGGCCCAAAGAGGAUGACAAGGAGCAUCGUGAAGAGUUUGAAUCGGAUCCUUGAAAGGGAGCUCGACGACCGGGACAUUACAGGACUGAGAAGUGCAAAGCUCGUUCACGACGUGCUGAUAUUACCGGGAAAUGCAUUUGCUGCAAGUCAGAGUAACUUUCCAAAGGAUCAAGGUCCGGUUCUGGUAACCCAUCAUUAUGCGGGAACAUGGAAGAAUAAGCUGGGUGGCGAGGAAGGAAAGACAUCGGUAUGAACUUUUUUUCAUAUUAUGCGUUGGGAAAGAAAAACGAGUGCAUAAUAAAGUGGUAAUUCGCGGAAGAGAAUAGAGAAUGGAGAUCCUAGAGAGAGCCACAGUGCCUUCCUCCGUACGCGGAAGGAGCUGGAGUCUCCGAGGACAUUUCCUAGAGGGGCUUAACGCUCAUGUCGAGAGUUGUCCCUCUUGGCUACAAAAAAGAAGUUAGCACUCUAAAAGCCUUUGCUCUUGCUAUUAAUUGCCGGUGCGAGAUGGGUAUUGGCGUGGGUCAAGGUUGCUCUGAGGGAACCCCAGCAGGCAGAGCUUGUACAUUAGACGUUUUCUUAAGUUUCACUGUACCAAAAUGUAGAGUUAUUGAGGGGGUUUUUUUCUCUCUGUUCAAAUCGAAAAUGCCUACUAGGCUACAUCGCUCUUAUGGAUGUAUGUAUAUCAGUGAGACUGAACAGUCGUGGUCGAAGUGGUUAGUUAAAUAAGCGCAAGCCACACAGGUGGCGCAAAACAAAGCAGGGGUACAGAUCACAUGGGUAGCGGCAAAUGUCAAAUGAGGUCUAUAUUGAGAUAGACAUAGGAAAUACGACUUGGGGUCAACAGAUACAACA